AUGUUUAAAUUUCAUCAAAUGAAACAUAUCUUUGAAUUAUUGGAUAAAAUGAGAUGCUUGCGAAAACGUUCUGCAGUGUCAUUUCUGGGAGUUCUUGUCAUUUUUCUUCUAUUUAUGAAUUUGUACAUCGAAGAUAGUUAUGUUCUGGAAGGCGAUAAACAACUUAUAAGGGAAACAUCCACUCAUCAGGUGAAUUCAGAACGCUAUGUACAUACAUUCAAAGAUUUAUCUAAUUUCUCAGGAGCCAUAAAUGUCACCUAUCGCUACCUAGCUGCCACCCCUUUACAAAGAAAGCGAUAUCUUACAAUUGGACUUUCAUCAGUAAAAAGAAAAAAAGGAAACUAUUUACUUGAGACAAUCAAGUCGAUUUUUGAGCAGUCCAGCUAUGAAGAACUGAAGGAAAUUUCAGUGGUGGUUCAUCUAGCAGACUUUAAUUCAUCCUGGCGUGAGACCAUGGUCCAGGAUAUUACACAGAAAUUUGCCCAUCACAUUAUUGCUGGAAGAUUAAUGGUUAUACAUGCUCCUGAGGAAUAUUACCCAAUCUUGGAUGGCCUUAAAAGAAACUACAAUGAUCCGGAAGAUAGAGUCAAAUUUCGUUCCAAGCAAAAUGUAGAUUAUGCUUUUUUGCUUAAUUUUUGUGCCAAUACUUCAGAUUAUUAUGUGAUGCUUGAAGAUGAUGUCCGAUGUUCAAAGAAUUUCUUAACUGCCAUCAAGAAAGUCAUUACAUCAUUAGAAGGAACUUACUGGGUAACUCUUGAAUUUUCUAAGCUUGGCUACAUUGGAAAGCUCUAUCAUUCUCAUGAUCUCCCACGUCUGGCACAUUUUUUAUUAAUGUUUUAUCAAGAAAUGCCUUGUGAUUGGCUAUUGACUCAUUUUCGGGGUCUGCUGGCUCAGAAAAACGUGAUCCGUUUUAAACCAUCGCUGUUUCAGCACAUGGGUUACUAUUCAUCAUAUAAAGGGACAGAAAACAAGUUGAAGGAUGAUGAUUUUGAAGAGGAGUCAUUUGACAUUCCUGAUAACCCUCCUGCAAGCCUAUACACCAACAUGAAUGUAUUUGAAAAUUAUGAAGCAAGCAAGGCUUACAGUAGCGUUGAUGAAUACUUCUGGGGAAAACCACCUUCAACAGGAGAUGUCUUUGUGAUUGUAUUUGAAAAUCCAAUUAUAAUCAGCAAAAUUAAAGUGACUACCGGAACAGAAGAUCGACAAAAUGACAUUUUGCAUCAUGGAGCCCUAGAUGUUGGAGAAAAAGUUAUACCUAGCAAAAAAGGGAUACAAUGUGUUACUUAUUUAAAACUAGGGGAAUUCAAAAAUGGAAACUUUGAAAUGUCAGAUGUGAAUCAAAAAGUUCCGUUUGAUAUUCAUUGUAUGAGGAUAUACGUUACCAAAACACAAAAAGAAUGGCUGAUCAUUCGGAGUAUUAGCAUUUGGACUUCUUAGCCAAUUAAAUCAAUAUGUUCUAUUACUGAAGCAGGUCUUCCUGUUUCCUUUUUUUGCUACCUUCCUCUUUUGCUACCUUUGUCUUUUGGAGGGAAAGCAAUGGGUGAAAUACGUAAAAAGAAAAGUUAAUCAUCUUGGCAGUUUUGAUUUAAACAUUGUCAACAUAAUUUUACUCUAACCCGCCCUUGUGUUUAUUUUAGCAUCUGAA
Messenger RNA from Loxodonta africana (African savanna elephant), 1645 nucleotides. It is a transcript of the gene MGAT4C, whose product is annotated as MGAT4 family member C. The record is from RefSeq and is a predicted model, not a curated record. Gene Ontology annotation, biological process: protein N-linked glycosylation. The coding region runs from base 1 to 1437 and encodes 478 amino acids. Gene Ontology annotation, molecular function: acetylglucosaminyltransferase activity. NCBI's taxonomy places the organism in Eukaryota, Metazoa, Chordata, Mammalia, Proboscidea, Elephantidae. The transcript has 3 exons.